AUGGCCAACGCGAAGGCGACCUCGCGUCUCUCCUCACUUCUCUCCCACAUCCUCCCCACAGCCUCCCCGUCCCCGCCUGGAUCCAUUGACAAUUUGAACGUGGAUGGCCGCCAAAUCAGCACUCCAACCUGGUUCAAUUUUCAUACCUUGUCACCUACCUUUUUCCUGCCUCGUGCCGCACAGAUCGAGCCCAAUGCCCCCGCAAUCUAUCACCGUACAGCUAACGGAGCCAUCUUGACCCGCACCUACGCCGAAUUUGCAGACCGCGCUCGGGGCUUCGCGUACUACCUUUUGAAGAAGCGCUACAAGCGUGUGGGCAUCCUCUGCACCAACACACCCGCGUUCCUCGACAGCAUCUUCGGCAUUGGUGCUGCGGGGUCCAUCAAUAUCGCGAUCAACUACCGCCUCAAAGCCGACGACAUUACCUACAUUUUCGAGCACUCCGACGCCGACAGCAUUGUCGUGGACGCAGAGUACGAAUCUCUUUUGGACGAAUACCGCAAGAAACAUCCACACAUUCCCAUCAUUGUCGACACCGAUACGGACCGCGCCGAUGGGCCUUUUGAUAAGGCCGUAGCCGAGGGCUACGCGUACGAUGCCGAACAUGGAAACCGUGGCUGGGCGGGUCUACAAGCACAAGCGCCAGAUGAACUGGCUGUGAACGCAUUGGCAUAUACCUCCGGCACGACCUCGCGGCCCAAGGGCGUCGAAUACACGCACCGCAGCUCUUACUUGGGCGCGCUAGGCAACGUGAUCGAAGCGGGCCUCAAUUAUCAUGAUGGCGAGCGCGCCAAGUACCUGUGGACGCUGCCAAUGUUCCACGCCAUGGGCUGGACGUUCCCGUGGGCCGUCACGGCAGCGCGCGGCACGCACUACUGUCUACGGAAGAUCGACUACCCGGAGAUCUGGCGGUUGUUGAAGGAGGAGGGCAUCACGCACUACUGCGCGGCUCCGACGGUAAACACCCUGCUGUGCAAUGACAAGAACGCUGCGGUGCUGGAUCGGCGGGUGCGCGUGGCGGUAGCGGCCAGCCCACCGACGGCGCAUCUGUUUGAGACCAUGAUGGGCUUGAAUCUGCAUCCGGUGCAUGUAUAUGGGCUGACCGAGACGUAUGGACCCAUCACCAAGGGGUAUAUUCUGCCGGAAUGGGCGGAGCUAGAGGAUAAAAAGCAGAUGUAUGCGAAGAUGGCGCGGCAGGGUCACGGAUUCAUCACGAGUUUGCCUGCUAGGGUGAUUAAGCAGGAGGAAGGGGAGAGGGGGGAGAUCAUUGACGUUCAACGGGAUGGGAAGGAGAUUGGUGAGAUUGUGUUUGAUGGAAAUAUCUGUGCGAGAGGCUAUUACAAGGACGAGAAAGCGACCCGGAAGCUGUUCCUUGGGGGCGUCUGCCAUUCAGGGGAUCUGGCGGUGUGGCACCCUGAUGGGGCUAUCCAGAUUCUGGAUCGCGCAAAGGACAUCAUCAUCUCCGGCGGCGAGAAUAUCUCGUCGGUGGCAUUGGAGUCGGUGCUGGUGACGCACCCGGAGAUCCUAGAGUGUGGCAUUGCCGCCGUGCAGGAUGAGCAGUGGGGCGAGAGGCCCAAGGCGUUUAUCACGAUCAAGCAGGGCUCCAGUCUGACGAGCGAGCAGAUGAUCCAGUGGUGCAAGGAUCACCGGGGCAUCAGCAGAUUCAUGGUCCCGCGCGAAGUCGAGGUUCUGGAGGAACUGCCAAAGACGAGCACAGGGAAGAUCAGAAAGAAUGUGCUCAGGGAUUGGGCCAAGGGAGGCAAGAGAGAGCUCUGA
This is a messenger RNA of Cyphellophora europaea CBS 101466, 1776 nucleotides long. RefSeq lists its product as uncharacterized. The record is from RefSeq and is a predicted model, not a curated record. Lineage: Eukaryota; Fungi; Ascomycota; Eurotiomycetes; Chaetothyriales; Cyphellophoraceae. Bases 1 to 1776 code for a protein of 591 amino acids. The transcript has 2 exons.